UCGCCCGGAAUGGAUAAAGUUUUUCGUUUGCUGCUUUGGAUAACCGUAUUCUUUCUUAUGGCACGAGGAAAAUUUAAGACUCUAAAUUGUCAGCUCUACGACGCAAAGAUAGGUAACUUCAGUAAAUGCGAGAUAAAGGCUGUCAAUAGAGCCAACAAUAUUAUAAACGUUAACUUUGAUAUAUUUGACACUAUCAAAGUUGCUACGAUUCAAGUUGGUCUCUUUAAACGUGAAAAUGGCUGGCAUCCCUAUCUUUAUUCUUUUAGCAUUGAUGCUUGCAAAUUCAUCAAGAAACCAUAUAAUGUAGUUGCGAUAAUAGGCUUCGAGUAUAUAAAACCCUAUACGAAUAUGAAUCACACCUGCCCUUAUAUGGCUGGCACAUCCAUAAUUGUUAAAGAUUUUCAAGUCGAUGUAGAUCACUUUCGAGCUCGUUUUCCGGUUCCCAAUGGAGAAUACGGAUUAAGAUUAUCCAUUUUUAGAAACAAAAUCUUGAAGGCAUCUGUUAAUGGAUCUAUUUAUUAUUUCGAUUAUAGGAAUUAAGGAAGUUUAUGGGAAUAAUUGCAAA
Molecule: messenger RNA, 565 nt
Organism: Drosophila nasuta
Lineage: Eukaryota; Metazoa; Arthropoda; Insecta; Diptera; Drosophilidae
Exons: 4
Coding region: 10-540 (176 amino acids)
Source: RefSeq, a predicted model, not a curated record